Messenger RNA from Carassius carassius (crucian carp), 1492 nucleotides. RefSeq names its product probable peptidyl-tRNA hydrolase 2. NCBI's taxonomy places the organism in Eukaryota, Metazoa, Chordata, Actinopteri, Cypriniformes, Cyprinidae. Gene Ontology annotation, cellular component: mitochondrion; cytosol. Bases 260 to 787 code for a protein of 175 amino acids. Gene Ontology annotation, molecular function: protein binding; peptidyl-tRNA hydrolase activity. The record is from RefSeq and is a predicted model, not a curated record. The transcript is spliced from 7 exons.
GAAGCAGAUGACCCGGAAAUGUAAUUGACAUGACACGAACUUGUUGUAUACGGUAAUGUUUAGUUGACGUUUUGCGCCGUAAGCUAUUGUUGCAACAAAUUAAUUAAAACUAUAAGCAGCAUUUAUAAGUAAAAGGUUAAAAAUAAUCCCAUAUCACAAAUGACUUUAUGCCAAUUUGAGAGUGAUAAAACGAAACAAUCGCUCGUGCAGAAGCUCACAGAGGUGAUAAUCGCUCGUGCAGUAGUGUAGUGAAGCAGAAAUGGAGUCCCAGCUGGAAGUGAACCCUGUAUUCCUGCAGCAGCUCAGAGAGUUGGACAUACCCGAGGAGGCCGCCAAGCAGGCACUCUUGCACACUCAGAAUGUGUCUGCGGAGGAGGCUGCAAUGUAUUACUUCAACAAACUAGAGAACGAGGAAGAGGGUGAUGAGGACCUGAUGUUCAAAAUGGUGUUUGUUGUAAAUAUGGAGCUGUCCAUGGGUGUGGGGAAGGUUGCGGCACAGGUGGGUCAUGCUGCAGUGGGUUUGUAUCAGGCCUUGCAGGAGAAAAACAGUUGGAGGGAAAUGGCCUGCAGAUGGGACCAUGCUGGAGCUAAGAAGAUUGUGUUACAAGGCACUAACAUGGCACACCUUUUGGAGCUGCAGGCUCUUGCUAUGAGCCUCAGUCUUCCUACAAAGCUGGUACAGGAUGCUGGACACACACAGGUGGAGCCAGGUUCAUGCACUGUGCUUGCCAUCAUAGGAGAAGAGGAGAUGGUGAAUAAUGUCACAGGCAGUCUGAAACUGCUUUGAGGAAACUACUGUAAUGCUGAGGAAAACUCUUCAAGUGUCGGUUUGUUGUGUACCACAGAAAGAACAGGGGUGACAUUGAGAUGCCCCACAGUAGCAUGGUUUCCCUCAAGAUUAUGGUGCACUCAGUAAUUUAUUGUUUAUGUUGUGAUGACUUACACUGACACCUAACAAGGAGGAUGCAUCUUUACACAAAAACAAACCGUUUCUGUUACUGCUACCUAGGGGUGGGUUAUAUACCGUUAUAAUUUUGUCAACCAAUAUAACUAUUUAUGUAUUGUUUCUAUUGUGGUUAUGCCAAAGUUUCCUGCAGUUCUGAAACUCCAGCACCACAACAAAAGAGCCCAUAUUUUACUCCAGUUGUGAAUGUGAGUUUGCAAUUUGAAUUGAAUGUAAUGUGAAAAGGCAGUGUAUCACUACAUAACGGCAAGAGAAAAUGUAUUUCUAUUAAGCUGUCAUUAUAAGCGGCACACAAAACAAACAACGCAGAAUAUUCUGAUUUACAAGCAACAUACAUUACAGCUUUCACUUAAUCCUUAUGAAAAUCACACUGAGUAAAUUACUUAAGAAAUUAAGAACUUGGAUUAAAUUAAAAUGGGUAAUUUUAUGUAGUUGCUUAAAGGUUUUCAGUAUUGUCAUGAAAGGUUAUCUGACUUGUAAAAUGGAGAAGAGGCUUAAAAAAAAAAAGUAAUCAUACUUAACAUUGUA